This is a messenger RNA of Oncorhynchus masou masou (cherry salmon), 4434 nucleotides long. Its product is annotated as transmembrane 9 superfamily member 4. The coding region runs from base 8 to 1945 and encodes 645 amino acids. The transcript has 17 exons. Gene Ontology annotation, biological process: protein localization to membrane. Gene Ontology annotation, cellular component: membrane. NCBI's taxonomy places the organism in Eukaryota, Metazoa, Chordata, Actinopteri, Salmoniformes, Salmonidae. The record is from RefSeq and is a predicted model, not a curated record.
GUCACGAAUGACACGUGUAUUCAAGAUGGCGGCCGCGGCGAUGGAGACGUGGUUGGCCCUGCUGCUGUUGUCCAUGUUGCCUGGAGGGGUCCAGCCCUUUUACGUGCCUGGAGUUGCUCCUAUGAACUUCCACCAGAACAGUGCUGUCGAGAUUAAGGCUGUGAAGCUGACCAGCUCCCGGACUCAGCUUCCUUAUGAAUACUACUCCCUGCCCUUCUGUCAUCCUGAUAAAGUGGUCUACAAAGCAGAGAACCUGGGGGAGGUGUUACGCGGGGAUCGUAUUGUGAACACCCCCUACUCGGUACUCAUGACCCAGGACAGGAAGUGUAAGGUGGUUUGUGCCAAGCUGAAACUCAACGUGCAGCAGAGCAAGCUGGUGGCUGAGCGCAUCCAGGAAGAGUACUAUGUUCACCUCAUCGCAGACAACCUCCCAGUGGCCACGCGACUGGAGUUCUACCCCAACAAAGAGGCAGAGGAGGAGAAGGAUGUGGUGAAGGAUGUUCAGUUUGAACACGGCUACAGACUGGGCUUCACUGAGAGCAGCAAGUUCUACCUUCACAACCACCUGUCUUUCAUCAUCUACUACCACAAGGAGAAGCUGGAGGAGGAGGAAGAGCACAACUACAGAGUUGUACGUUUUGAGGUGGUUCCCCAGAGUGUCAAGGUGGAGGACCUGAAGGCCGAUAAGGGGUUGUGUACCCUGCCUGAGGCCACUAACUCAGCCCCUCAGGAGAUUGACCCCUCCAAGGAGAAUGAGGUUCUCUUCACCUACUCUGUCCGCUGGGAGGAGAGCCAGGUGAAGUGGGCAUCUCGCUGGGACACCUACCUGACCAUGAGCGACGUGCAGAUCCACUGGUUCUCCAUCGUCAACUCAGUGGUGGUGGUCUUCUUCCUCUCUGGGAUCCUCAGUAUGAUCAUCAUCAGGACCCUGAGGAAGGAUAUCGCCAACUACAACAGAGAGGAUGACAUAGAGGACACCAUGGAGGAGUCGGGCUGGAAGAAUGUCCAUGGUGACGUGUUCAGACCUCCACAGUAUCCCAUGAUCCUCAGCUCUCUGCUGGGCUCAGGCAUACAGCUCUUCUGCAUGAUUCUCAUCGUCAUCUUCGUGGCCAUGUUGGGGAUGCUGUCUCCUUCCAGUAGAGGGGCCCUGAUGACCACUUCCUGCUUUCUGUUCAUGUUCAUGGGUGUGUUCGGUGGAUACUUCGCUGGCAGACUCUACCGCACGCUGAAAGGACAUCGGUGGAAGAAGGGUGCUUUCUGUACGGCCACGCUGUACCCUGCCGUGGUCUUCUCCAUCUGCUUCGUCCUCAACUGUUUCAUCUGGGGAGAGCACUCGUCUGGAGCUGUCCCCUUCACCACCAUGCUGGCUCUCCUCUGCAUGUGGUUCGGUAUCUCCAUGCCGCUGGUCUACUUGGGCUACUACUUUGGCUUCCGCAAGCAGCCGUACGAUAACCCCGUCCGCACCAAUCAGAUCCCUCGCCAGGUGCCUGAGCAGCGCUGGUACAUGAACAAGUUUGUGGGAAUUCUGAUGGCUGGGAUUCUACCGUUUGGUGCCAUGUUCAUUGAACUCUUCUUCAUUUUCAGUGCCAUCUGGGAGAACCAGUUCUACUACCUGUUUGGUUUCCUCUUCCUGGUGUUCAUCAUCCUGGUGGUGUCCUGCUCCCAGAUUAGUAUCGUCAUGGUCUACUUCCAGCUCUGUGCGGAGGACUACCGCUGGUGGUGGAGGACCUUCCUGGUAUCAGGGGGCUCGGCCUUCUACGUCCUUGUUUACGCCAUUUUCUACUUUGUCAACAAGCUGGACAUCGUGGAGUUUAUUCCUUCCCUGUUGUACUUUGGCUACACGGCUCUCAUGGUCCUGUCCUUCUGGCUCCUUACAGGGACAAUCGGCUUUUACGCAGCGUACAUGUUCAUACGGAAGAUCUAUGCUGCCGUCAAAAUCGACUGACUUGGUUUCUGCUGCUUUUUUUUUUUUUUUUUGCCACAUUUUCUUGUUCGGUUUUUAAUUUUUGUCAUGUUCGUGUCCAGCAAACACUGACUUCUGUGUAUGGAAGGAAGGAAGCAUGAGGUGGGUUUUGUGGAACAGUGCCACCCACAGGCAUAGGGAGAGAACAGCAAGAUGACGCUGCCUGCUAGCUCGACGCCCCCCCCCCCCCUCCCUCCCUCCGUUAUUGGUGUCCACAGAGACAGAGUUCCUUUGGGACAGUCCAUGUUUUUCCUGUGGUUCACCUUGGACACAACAUGGGCCAAUUGAAAGUCUCUCUGUGUUUUAUUGUCUGCUUUUUUGGAAGUUGGACAAUCAAUGAAGUGGUUCAGAACUUCACUUUGUUUUAAAAUCAGUUCUCUGUAAAGAUAUUUUAGUCUGACCUUUGUCUCUGUUUCUUUCUCGCUCUCUCUGUCUUUCGGUCUGUCUGUGUCUGUCGGUCUCUUUGUGUGUAUCUCUCUGUGUGUUAGUUAGUAAGGUUAGUUUAUUUGAGUUUAUAAUCUUUAUUCCAGAUGGUUGCGAGGUCACAUGGUGGUAAUGGCACUAAAAAUUAUUUAGUUUAGCUUGGAAAUGGAAAUCUAACAUUGGAACAAGGAUAUUACAAUAUUCUGUUUUUAUUGCGGUUCCCAUGUCCUGAUGUGACCAUUUCAACCACAACUGAAAAUCAGACUCUAAAUGUUUUUCCUGGAGAGAGAGAAUCUCUCACGUUGAGGUAACCGAUUGUGUAAAAUUAAAUUCUCCUCUGUGAUCAAUCUGAUGUUGCUAGGGAAGUCGAGGCUUAAGGUGGUUGAAAUAUUAAAUGUUAUGGAACAAAAAAAGUAAAUGUUGAUGGAAAAGUAGUAUUUCUCAUCUUCAAAUCACCUUUCUAGUUUAUGAGCUUUUAGCCUAGGGGGAAAAAUGACUUGUUUUAAAACAGUUGGACACCAUUACAUUACGAGUCAAUGUAAACAGCUCCGUGGUCUCACUAAACUAUGCAUUUGAGUGAUCUUUUGUUUUGAACACCUAGUUCAGUGAGACAUACCUGCUAUUCUAACUGAAGGUGUCGGUUAUCCCUGAGCAUCAAUGUCUCUACUAGGAUCGCCUUAGCAACACAGAGUUCUGUCAAUGAGCCUCUGAAUGGAGCACAGUUGUUUCCCAUAAACAACCUCUAAAUUAAGGACGGUUGUGUUUCCCAUAAACAACAGGCCCAAUCAGUGCUGUACAAGGUUGCCAAUGUGUUUUAGAUUCAGUGGAUAGGAAUGAGCUGGUCCUUCACUGGGUUUACUCUAUCUGGCUGUCUUUACACAAGUAGCCCACUUCUGAUAUUUUCCCCAAUUAUUGGCAAAAGAGCUUAUCUGAUUGGUCAAAAUGCCAAUUAUUGGCAAAAGAGCUGAUCUGAUUGGUCAAAAUGCCAAUUGUUGGCAAAAGAGCUGAUCUGAUUGGUCAAAAUGCCAAUUGUUGGCAAAAGAGCUGAUUGGUCAAAAUGCCAAUUGUUGGCAAAAGAGCUGAUCUGAUUGGUCAAAAUGCCAAUUAUUGGCAAAAGAGCUGAUCUGAUUGGUCAAAAUGCCAAUUGUUGGCAAAAGAGCUGAUCUGAUUGGUCAAAAUGCCAAUUGUUGGCAAAAGAGCUGAUCUGAUUGGUCAAAAUGCCAAUUAUUGGCAAAAGAGCUGAUCUGAUUGGUCAAAAUGCCAAUUGUUGGCAAAAGAGCUGAUCUGAUUGGUCAAAAUGCCAAUUGUUGGCAAAAGAGCUGAUCUGAUUGGUCAAAAUGCCAAUUGUUGGCAAAAGAGCUGAUCUGAUUGGUCAAAAUGCCAAUUGUUGGCAAAAGAGCUGAUCUGAUUGGUCAAAAUGCCAAUUGUUGGCAAAAGAGCUGAUCUGAUUGGUCAAAAUGCCAAUUGUUGGCAAAAGAGCUGAAUUGGUCUGCCUGUGUAAACACCGGCUCUGUUACCCAGAUUCCCACCGGGGCUUCACACCGUCUUGUAGCUGGAGUUCCUCUGAAGGUCGAGACUGAAAUGCUGAACAUUCUGCAUGUUGAAACACUGGCCCGACAUAACAGAUGGAAUGUUCCUUUUGGGGUGUUGGGGACUAAAAACAUUUAAAGACCUUUCUAUCUUGGGUAUAUUUUACUCUAUGUCUCUGAUUACACCGGCAGCCCAACUCUUCUUUUUUUUUGUCUCUUUUUUUUUUUUUAUCUAAGAUGAUCUGAUUGGUCAAAAGAGAAGAAGAAAAAUAUAUCAGUAUUGAGCUGCCUGUGUAAACGAAGGCUAUAAAACUUUAUUCACAGUGCCAGUUUCCCAGGCCCAGAUUAAGCCAAGUCCUGCACCAAAAAUGAUGAUCCAUGGACUUUUUUUAAGUCCAGGAAAAGGUUUAAAUAAAAUUGAGAGCUGAGCUUUCAGGAACAUAACCUUGAGGUCAACAUUACUACCCCACUAGAUUCUUCACCUGUUUUUUUGUUGUUGAUUAAAGAGCAUAGAAACAG